AUGCCACCCUCUAUUCAUCCGAUUAUAGACUUGACGCACCCUCUGGACUCGAAUGUGCCCGUCUAUCCCGGCGACCCAACCUUCCACUGUCGCCAAGCCUGCGCCGUCAAGGAUUCUGGCUGGGCUGUCAGCGAACUCACCUUUUCUUCCCAUGUGGGAACCCACAUUGACGCGCCGUCGCACCGUAUCGACGGCGCCGUGACGGUCGAUGCAAUCCCUCUCGAGGCCCUUACCCGGCUGCCCGCUCGCAUCAUUGAUGUAUCGCACAAGGCUGUAGCCGGGGGCUCGAUCAGCCUGACAGAUCUUGGCCCUCACGAGGCGCACAUCAAGGAGGGCAUGGCGGUGCUCUUUCGCACGGGCUGGGAUCGGUACUUUGGCGCGGACCAGAGCGAGCGGUAUUUUCAGCACCCGCACGUUGAACGCGGGGUCGCUGAGCGCCUGGUGGAGCUCGGAGUUGCUGUUUUGGGCGUCGAUACCAUGAACCCGGAUCCCACUGUCACCGACGACGGGAGUGCGGUUUUUGAUGUGCACGAUAUAGUUCUUGGAGCUGGCAAGGUUAUUGCCGAAAAUCUCACAAAUCUCAAAGAGUUGCUGGAUGCGCAACAGGCGUCAGGAGAGGCUUCGAUGGCCAUGGUCUGUCUUGCACCGUUGAAAGUUCGCGGCUGUGACGGAUCGCCUAUCAGAGCAUUCGGUUGGGUUGAGAGCACCACGUCUGAACAUUGA
Molecule: messenger RNA, 723 nt
Organism: Pestalotiopsis fici W106-1
Lineage: Eukaryota; Fungi; Ascomycota; Sordariomycetes; Amphisphaeriales; Sporocadaceae
Exons: 1
Coding region: 1-723 (240 amino acids)
Molecular function (GO): arylformamidase activity
Source: RefSeq, a predicted model, not a curated record